This is a messenger RNA of Staurois parvus, 305 nucleotides long. The record is from the annotation of a GenBank genome assembly. Lineage: Eukaryota; Metazoa; Chordata; Amphibia; Anura; Ranidae.
CAUGCCGGGGAUGGACACAUAGGAUAACAUGCCGGGGAUGGACACAUAGGAUAACAUGCCGGGGAUGGACACACAUAGGAUAACAUGCCGGGGAUGGACACAUAGGAUAACAUGCCGGGGAUGGACACAUAGGAUAACAUGCCGGGGGAUGGACACAUGGAUAACAUGCCGGGGAUGGACACAUAGGAUAACAUGCCGGGGAACGGACACAUAGGAUAACAUGCCGGGGACGGACACAUAGGAUAACAUGCCGGGGAAUGGACACAUAGGAUAACAUGCCUGGGGAUGGACACAUAGGAUAACAU